Molecule: messenger RNA, 557 nt
Organism: Salvelinus sp. IW2-2015
Lineage: Eukaryota; Metazoa; Chordata; Actinopteri; Salmoniformes; Salmonidae
Source: RefSeq, a predicted model, not a curated record
CAGGUGUUGUGGUAAACUCAUCCGACCAAGCUUCCUCAGAUAGUUUCUCCUCUUCCUCCUCUUCCUUCUCUGCCAGUCCCAGCCUGUCCAGCCCUAUUGAGGACCCCUAUAUGUUACUUGUAACUACUGUGGUUGGCCCUGGGACUGAUAGCCCCACAGAGUCCCCCCUGGCCCUGUCCUCUACCGUGCCCAGCACUGUUGACAGCCCCUAUCAGUUAUUGGUCACUACCGGUCAUCUGGCCCUGUCGUCCACCCUGCAGCCCCCUCCCCAGGACAGCCUCCCCGUACCCAGCUUCCAGGAGGGCCGCCGAGCCUCCGACAUGGACACCGGCGCUCUAACACAAGGUCUGAGGGUGUUCCGCCAGCAGUUGAGGAGGGAGGCCAGCGCCAAGGGCCUGCUGGGACUGAACAAGAUGAAGAGCCCCYGGGUCCGGCARGGGUGGUCCCCCCCAGCCUCUGGCCCUGCACCCUGCCCCCCUGCCUGGGGGGGGCGAGACCUGUCCCACUGUGUCCCCACCACACCACUGUCAGAGGAGGGCUUCCAGCAGCAGAAGUGA